UUGUCUUCCUGCAUCUCAGCAGCAAGGUCCACUCACAGUUGCUCCCACCAUUAUGAGGCCAGCUUACAUGUACAGAGAGCCAGGGACAGAUAACCAGGGACAGCUGAGACAACCAGAGACUAAUGUGCUCACAAUUCCCGAUAACGUGCUCCAGAACCUGCGUCCUGUUGGAGUACUGAACGGUGUACCGAUGUAUGAUUAUGCCACUCCUGCUCCUCCACCUAACACCUCCGCUCCAAAAAAAAGAAAGUGCCGAGCCCAGCAGGAUGAAGAUCGGCCAUACGUCAAGAAGCCGCCAAAUGCCUUCAUGCUCUAUCUCAAAGAGCAGAGGCCAAAGGUCACUGCUGAACUCAAUAUCCCUGGAAGUGCAGCCGUAAAUGCAGUGGUGGGACAGAGGUGGAAGUCGCUUUCAAACGACCAGAAAGCCAGAUAUUUCGACCAGGCUGAAACAGAAAGACGGAAUCAUGCCAAAGAGCAUCCAGCCUGGUCGACCAAAGAAAACUAUGGCAAAAAGAGGAAGAGAAUCCGACUUAGAAACGAAUCUGCAUGUGUACAUGAAGAAGAAGAAGCUCAACAAGCCAACCACUUGCGUAUGAGGCCAACUGAGUCACAGCCAUCUUCUUCUUCUCAUUCAUUUCUGACAGAGCCACAUGAGCUGCCACAGACAAAGCCAGAUGAUAGCAGCCUGCCUCGCCAGCAGCCAGUGUGUGUGCAACUGCCAAACACACAGGCAUCACCCUAUACACCUCUCUGUCAAGAAAAUCAGGUCUCCCCUGCCUCUCACAUGAAUUUCCCUGAGGACACCUCAUUGGACUCCCCUGUUGCACCCCUUCAGUUCCAGACACAGGAGGCCUUUGUCACAGACAGAGAGGAAGAACUGCUGUCAAUGCUGGAAGCGCUUGACCCCCUCCCAUCACUGCACAGUCUCAACAGCCCUCACCCACGCCUGCUUCUCCUGUAG
Molecule: messenger RNA, 961 nt
Organism: Oreochromis aureus
Lineage: Eukaryota; Metazoa; Chordata; Actinopteri; Cichliformes; Cichlidae
Product: transcription factor 7-like 1
Exons: 7
Coding region: 53-961 (302 amino acids)
Biological process (GO): canonical Wnt signaling pathway; regulation of transcription by RNA polymerase II
Cellular component (GO): beta-catenin-TCF complex
Molecular function (GO): DNA-binding transcription factor activity, RNA polymerase II-specific; RNA polymerase II cis-regulatory region sequence-specific DNA binding
Source: RefSeq, a predicted model, not a curated record